UCCUCUUCAUUUUUCUUUUUCUCGUUCAUUUCUUACUCUCACAGAUACACUGAUACUGAGCUCGUCUUCUUCCAUCUCAAUCUCUCAUAAAUUCACCGCCUGGCAGCUACGGCCAGUGUCGCCGCUGACAGCCACUGUUCGCACAAGUAGCACCGCCGCAACCAUCCUUUCAUCUCUCGAAUCCGCAAGACGAGGAGUGACGGCCACGUGAACUCUGAUAACAUGGAGAAAGCGAACAUCAAACGAACUGGAAACCUUUCUCUGCUAUGAUGCAGAGUGCUGAAAUUGCAGACUACACUAUUUGAUGGGGCAAAAGAAAUGUCAAGUGUGUGAUGACGCAGAAUCCAAGUACAAGUGCCCUACUUGCUUAAUAACCUAUUGUUCUGUGGCCUGCUUCAAGAAACACAAAGAAGUUCCUUGCCAGAAGACAGAAUCUGUAAAGGAAGAAAAAGUUUCAGAUCCUAGUUCAACAACAAAUAAUAACAAACCAACUCCUAGUUCAACGAUAAAUGAUAACCAACCACCUCCUAAUUCAACAACAAAUGAUAGCCAGCCACCUUAUGUGGAUGAGCCAAGUGAGGUGUUGCAAGAGUCACAACUGCAGUCUGUUGCUUCAUCCAAUGAAAUUCGUGAUUUGGUAAAGAAUGAAAAGCUUCAGAAACUGAUACACAGCAUUGAUUGCUCUGCAGAUCCUGAGAGCGAGCUUGAUAAAGCCAUGGAGGAGGAAUCAUUUAGUCAAUUUGCAGAAAAGAUCUUGUCUACCAUAGUCCCUGGUGCUUGAUUAAUCUGGACAGCCAUGAUCUUGCAACAAUAUCCUGGUUAAGAUUCUCCAAACUACAUUAAGAACAGAGGAAGUAGAAGUAUGUUGAAAUCAAGAGAGAAGGUAUUGAAGAGGAAGGAUAAACCAAAACGAAAAUGCAAUGAACAGUUGUUAUGAGUUUGGAUCGAUAGAUUGAGAUUAACUAGUCAUUCAGUAGUUUUGCUUGGUUGUGUCGAUAGUGGAAGUUGGCUGAGCUCCAUUUUAACUGUAGGGGGAGUGAACACUUGGGGAAUUGGUUCUGAAGCAUGGAAAAGUAAAAAAACAUAAUCAUAUGCAUGUAUUAAUUGUUUUUUAUACUCCUACUCGAUAAUGAUAUUAUGAAAAUUAA
Molecule: messenger RNA, 1148 nt
Organism: Salvia splendens (bonfire salvia)
Lineage: Eukaryota; Viridiplantae; Streptophyta; Magnoliopsida; Lamiales; Lamiaceae
Product: zinc finger HIT domain-containing protein 3-like
Exons: 9
Coding region: 305-781 (158 amino acids)
Biological process (GO): maturation of LSU-rRNA from tricistronic rRNA transcript (SSU-rRNA, 5.8S rRNA, LSU-rRNA); snoRNA localization; box C/D snoRNP assembly
Cellular component (GO): pre-snoRNP complex; nucleus
Molecular function (GO): protein binding
Source: RefSeq, a predicted model, not a curated record